AUGGUUAAUAGAGACCUGGAUGCAGACGAAGUAAUUCAUAGGGUCAGGCGGGAAAACAUGAUGGAAAAUGACUUAACCAAUAUGAUAGAGAGAAUCAUGGCCCAGAAUGGUCUGAAUACAGGACUUCAACGGCCAAAUUAUUCCUCUCCUUUAUCAGAAUAUAUCCUGCAAACAGAAUUACCAAGGGGUUGUAAAAUCCCUAAGUUCACCAAAUUCUCAGGGGAUACUAGUCAAUCCACUAUAGAGCACAUAGCCAGAUACAUGACUGAGGCAUGGGAUUUGGUGAACAGUGAGAACCUAAGGAUGAAAUAUUUCCCUAGUUCUUUAACAAAGAACGCCUUCACGUGGUUUGCAACUUUGCCACCCAAUUCCAUAGAUGCUUGGCCCCAGUUAGAAAGAUUGUUUCAUGAACAAUUCUACAUGGGCCAAACUAAGAUAAGUCUUAAGGAAUUAGCCAGCAUCAAAAGAAAAUUCACCGAACCUAUAGAUGAUUAUCUGAAUAGGCUCCGUUUGUUGAAAUCUAGAUGCUUUACAAUAGUGCCUGAACACGAGUUGGUCGAAAUGGCCGCUGGAGGUUUAGACUAUUCCAUCAGGAAAAAGUUAGAUACCCAGCAUCUAAGAGACAUGGCCCAAUUAGCAGAUAGGGUUCGACAGGUCGAACGCUUAAAAUCUGAAAAGGCCAGAGCGAAUAAGAAUUAUAAGAAAGAGAGGGUUGCUUAUGUCGAAUUCGAAGACGGAGAGUUUGAAAUCGCUGAAGAUCCUUAUGGUCUUGAGGAAUUCGAAGUAGAUUUGGCUGAAUUAAAAUAG
Lathyrus oleraceus (garden pea) is the source of this 807-nucleotide messenger RNA. RefSeq lists its product as uncharacterized. NCBI's taxonomy places the organism in Eukaryota, Viridiplantae, Streptophyta, Magnoliopsida, Fabales, Fabaceae. The transcript has a single exon. The record is from RefSeq and is a predicted model, not a curated record. The coding region runs from base 1 to 807 and encodes 268 amino acids.